Molecule: messenger RNA, 1233 nt
Organism: Symbiodinium natans
Lineage: Eukaryota; Dinophyceae; Suessiales; Symbiodiniaceae
Source: the annotation of a GenBank genome assembly
AUGGGAGCAGGUGCAUCAGCUGCUGACGGCCGCGUUUUCUGCCAUGGCUGCGGGUCUCGGACGGCCAUGGUCGAAGGGGUGGAGCGCCCACGUUGCACGGUCUGCGGCGCAACGGAGUGUGUGGAGAUCACGGACGCUAGGCUUCCAGUCACAUCACCCACGUCUGCGAUGCGGGCUUUGUCACUUGGCGCCUCCAUGCCUUCCAGCUCCACGGCACCGGCCACGUCCCUUCGAGUAGAGUCGGUGACCGUCGUUGCGCUGGAGCGUCCAGAGGACGGCGGCCUCUUGCUCCGUGUCCUGCCAAAUGUCGUUGCGCGGCAGCGCUCCGGGGAGAGAGGGGAGACGGAGCCAGGGAGUCUUUCUGCCUCGCUGAGCUUCGGGGUGGAGGAUGUGGACCAGGAUUGGGAGCUUCCGGCCGAGCCCGCAUGCGAUGCCUUCGUCUCCAGGCUGAAGGCAUCACCUCACCAAACCAUUUGUGGAGGGCACUGCGUCAUCUGUGCAGAAGACAUUGUGGAGUAUGGGACUCCCGUUGUGACGCUGAACUGCCAGCACGUUUUCCACGAGGACUGCAUCCGACGCUGGCUCACCCGACGGCACACUUGCCCCACAUGCAGGUUAGAGCUUGAAGUGGACGAUGUUAGGUAUUUGCGCAGCAUUGGCCUUAAAGAAGAGGCUGAUGCUUUGGAGAAGGUGAAGCAAGAGCGCAUGGCCCAAGAGCAGCAGCAGCAGGCUGCAGAGCGGCGCAGAUGGGUGGAGUCUAUGCGCAGAGGUGAGCCUGUUCACUUUGGAUUGGUUUGUGGCUCCUGCGCUGUUUCGCCGGUGGUGGGCGACUGUUUCCGCUGCAAGGAUUGUGAAGACUUUGUCUUGUGUGGCGAGUGCCACAAGAACUGUGAGGAGUGGCAUUCGCCCACUCACACUUUCGCACCGUUUGGUGUCAUGCCAAGUCAAGGCACCUCCUUGAACCCCUCGGCAACUUCAAACACUGGAAACUUGCUGACAGUCCUGGUGCCCCCGACGGCUGCGCGGCCGCCGGUGGAAGCUCCAGAGACCCAGACAGAUUCUUCGGCAGCUGCCGCGGAGGUGGCCUUUGCGGCUGUCCGAUCUCUGGCGCUGGCCCCGCUUGCAGGCCGAACAUUCAAUCCGACUUCGCCAGUCUCAGGCUUCACGAACAGAGGAACCAGCACCAGCCUGCAAUCAGGCAGAACCCGGCGAGGAGCGGCUCAGGGUCUCUAG